AACGUGGAUUUAAGCGUUCUUAGCUGUCUGUCCUUCUAAUGUUCCGUUUGUAGAGAGCUCAGUCGUACCUCUUCUUGUUUAAUGGAAAAACAACAGAAUUAUUCUGCUUGAAUUAACAGCCUCGCGUUCUUCUAACAGCAUACGACCCAAUAUGUUGACUUUAGCCGCGAUGCUAACGACCGUGUGAAGCUCCGGCUGCCCUCAACUUAAAUGUAAAGUGAAUUACUCCAGUUUGAGCGUUCACCGGAAUGAUGGCCGCCUCGGGGAAACUGGCGUCUUUCCGUCUGCCUCCCCUGCCUACUGUGGGCGAGCUCAUAAAGCUGUACAACCUGCGAGCUGAGAAACAGCUGUCCCAGAACUUCCUGUUGGAUUUGAGGCUCACAGACAAAAUCGUGCGUCAGGCGGGCAGCUUGAGGGAUGCACAUGUGUGUGAGGUGGGUCCUGGUCCCGGUGGCCUCACCCGCUCCAUACUCAAUUCCGGGGUGUCAGAUGUGCUUGUGGUGGAGAAGGAUACACGCUUCAUCCCAGGGCUCAAGCUGUUGUCUGAGGCGGCACCAGGAAGGUUGAGGAUCGUCCACGGUGAUAUACUCACCUACCGGAUGGACCGAGGAUUCCCAGAAAAUGUCUCCAAGCCCUGGGAGGAAGAUCCACCAAACCUCCACAUCAUCGGGAACCUCCCCUUCAGCGUGGCAACCGCCCUCAUCAUUAAGUGGCUGGAGAACAUGGCCGACAGGACGGGGCCCUUUGUCUACGGACGCACACGGCUCACGCUCACCUUCCAGAAAGAGGUGGCAGAGAGGUUGACAGCCAGCACGGGCAGCAAACAGAGGAGCCGACUGUCCAUCAUGGCUCAGAAUCUCUGCACGGUCCGCAACUGCUUCACCAUCCCCGGGAGGGCCUUCGUCCCUAAACCGGAGGUGGACGUGGGAGUAGUUCACUUCACCCCUCUGGUUCAGGCCCAGAUCCAGCAGCCCUUCAAGCUGGUGGAGAAAGUCGUCAGGAACGUUUUCCAGUUCCGCAGGAAGCACUGCCAUAAAGGAGUAGAAAAGCUGUUUCCUGAGGCGUGUCGCGUCGAGCUGACGCAGGAGAUGAUGCGGAAAGCAGACGUGGACCCCGUUCUGCGGCCCACAGAACUCACCAUACCCCAGUUCAGGGCCCUGGCGGAUGCCUACGCUCAUCUGUGCACACAGGAAGCCAGUCUCCUCAGCUACGAGUUCAGAGAAGAGCUCCGAGUGAAGAACCUCGCCAGGAAAAUCAAGAAAAUAGCGGACACAUCUCCGGACAAGCCAACCGGCGUACCCCGACAACCCUGCUAAAUAAAUUAAAGUACAGGAAGAAAAGCCCACAGUGCUCCUUUUCUUCACAUUUCAAGCUGGCACACAUGCGUGCAUUUUUAAAAAGCCUUGAAAUGCUGGGAAAGACUCAAGAACCACGAGGCACAUAAAGAGCCUGGAUGGGUUAGAUCAGCUCCAGGAGGGGACGACUCAAAGGAGAGACUAAGGAAAGCCUGCUAGUCGCCCACAGUAGGUCUUAAAGAGUGAGCGUCUUUUUUUGUCCUCAUUUUUUUUCACUUCAGAUCCACUUGCAUAACAUUUUGUCCUGUGGGACCUGAAAUAACCGUCAGUGUUUUCAGGGUGAUUUAGAAAAUGGGAACAACAUGGCAGCACUAUAUCCGGGCCGUUUUCCCUUCUCCACGUAGUGAAUUGCUUAAGUCACUUGGGAGGAGGUAAGCGAUUGGAAUUUCUCAACAUUAAAAGGAAUCCACUCUUAAUGCCAAUAUUUAUAUUGUGGAAGUCCCUUUGGUGGACUAAAAAUGUCACUGAUGUCAUACAACAUUCAUGAGAUGCGUGUUAAGCACGAUGUAGUCGUUCAAUGUUUCAUGUCAAUAAAAGUGUUGCAAUUUUAAA
Gasterosteus aculeatus aculeatus (three-spined stickleback) is the source of this 1907-nucleotide messenger RNA. RefSeq names its product transcription factor B1, mitochondrial (gene tfb1m). Gene Ontology annotation, cellular component: mitochondrial matrix. Gene Ontology annotation, biological process: rRNA methylation; transcription initiation at mitochondrial promoter. Gene Ontology annotation, molecular function: mitochondrial transcription factor activity; rRNA (adenine-N6,N6-)-dimethyltransferase activity. The record is from RefSeq and is a predicted model, not a curated record. Lineage: Eukaryota; Metazoa; Chordata; Actinopteri; Perciformes; Gasterosteidae.